AUGCCAAGCAUCUCGAAGCCGUAUUCUGUCUUUUCAUCGAUAGCCAUGAACUGCAAGAAUUUCAGAGAGCUCAAGGUGAUGGGUCCAAUAAACCUCUCCUUCGUCCAGGUGCUCGUGCAGCUCCUCCCGGAUCUCAAAGUCAUCAGCCUCAGAUGCAAUUCCAUAGACCAAGAUGCACUCAUAACAAUUUUGGAUAAAAUGGAAAGCCUCGAAGUUCUCAACAUUUCUCAUUCUUACCUCCUGCGACAGGAGACGAUCAUUGUUAAGGAGCUUGACAAGACGAUAAUGAACAAGGCCUCGAAACUGAAACGAUUCAUAACUUGUAUGGAGCGCGAUACUUGUGUGAUGUGUCAGAGGACGGAGGAGGACGAAGGGAUCAUGAGAUGGUAUAAGUACGAGGAAGGGCUAUGGAAAGCAGACGAAGUCGCCUCCCUUCAUCUUUAA
This is a messenger RNA of Thlaspi arvense, 444 nucleotides long. The record is from the annotation of a GenBank genome assembly. Lineage: Eukaryota; Viridiplantae; Streptophyta; Magnoliopsida; Brassicales; Brassicaceae.